Molecule: messenger RNA, 915 nt
Organism: Penicillium diatomitis
Lineage: Eukaryota; Fungi; Ascomycota; Eurotiomycetes; Eurotiales; Aspergillaceae
Product: isocitrate lyase/PEP mutase family protein
Exons: 2
Coding region: 1-915 (304 amino acids)
Molecular function (GO): catalytic activity
Source: RefSeq, a predicted model, not a curated record
AUGUCCGUCAAUACUGGCGCAAGCAAUCUGCGAAAGGUUCUGGAAGAUCCCAACGGCUUCGUGUGUGCUCCUGGUGUAUACGAUGGCCUUUCUGCGCGAAUGGCGCUCGGGGCUGGAUUUGAUGCACUUUACAUGACUGGCGCAGGAACCGCCGCCUCGGUCCAUGGACAGGCAGAUCUCGGCAUCUGCACCCUCAACGACAUGCGCGCCAAUGCCGAGAUGAUCGCCAAUCUCUCACCUAGCACUCCGCUUAUCGCCGACGCAGACACCGGCUACGGCGGACCGAUUAUGGUGGCCCGCACGACGGAGCAGUACGCCCGGGCAGGCGUCGCAGGUUUCCACAUCGAAGACCAAGUGCAAACGAAACGAUGUGGCCAUCUCGGUGGCAAGCAACUCGUCGAUCUCCCUACCUAUACUACUCGCAUCCGUGCGGCCGUGCAGGCACGCAAGCGCAUCGGCAGCGACAUCGUGGUGAUUGCGCGGACUGACGCCCUGCAGUCCCUCGGGUAUGAUGAGAGCUUGACGCGAUUGCGUGCCGCUCGCGAUGCGGGUGCAGAUAUGGGAUUCUUGGAGGGUGUAUCUUCACGAGAGAUGGCGGCACAGGCGGUGCAGGAUCUUGCGCCGUGGCCCUUGUUGCUGAACAUGGUAGAGCAUGGUGCUACGCCGUCGCUCACGGCGCAGGAGGCAAUGGAGUUGGGAUUCAAGAUGAUUAUCUUCCCUUUUGCGACGAUCGGGCCUGCUUUGACGGCGAUGAGGGAGGGACUGGAGAAGUUGAAGCGUCUGGGACUACCGGGCCUCGACCCCGAGUUGACCCCGCAGAUGUUAUUCCGUGUCUGCGGGCUGGACGAAAGCGUCAAGUUGGACGCUGAUGCUGGCGGUGCUGCAUUUGAGGGAGGCGUGGAUCUGCAAAAGUGA